CUCGGGAAAAUAAGUUUAUAGGCUUAAGAAGCGAUUGCAGCGUUGUCCGGGGAAAUUGGCACGCCUGGUAACCCCACCGGAGCUCCCGCCGGUUCGCAAGUGCGCCGCGCAUGCGUCGAAAUUGCGCCAAUUUCGCGGGCAGCGGCCUCUGUCGGCAGUACCAGUCCGCAGGCACCCAGGGAUACAGGCGGUGCGUCGCGACGCUGCAAUACCAAGGAAUGGCACUAAUUUUGAAAAUGUCAUAGUUCGAAAAUGGAACGACGUUACGAAUCGACGUUUGCCAGGCUUAGCUAACCUGAGUGUUGUGUUUAGGUUAAGUUUCCGUGUUAAGGAGAUAAGUUGGAAUAGUUUGAGGCUUUAGUUACGUAUGUGAGUGCAGUGUGGCAGAACAUAACCUUGACACGUUUCCCGCGCGAAGUUGCCUCUUGUUUUCAGUUGCACUUCAGUAAAAGCGAGAGCUUCUAAUUAAAAUCAACUUUCUCCUAAUAAACUGUAUAAAUAAACCGGUAUUAUAAAUCUUAGCAGUUAUGUGUGACGUAGGUUUAAUUAAUAUGUAAUUAUAAAAUAGUGACUUUAGAAUGUUGAAAAAUCAAAUGACAAAAUGACAUUUUUGUGACCUAUUCUAAGAAGAAAGCGGUGCCGCGGUACUGCCAAAAUGAGAUUUUACAAAGAAUACCACAUCGCUGUCAAAAUAAUCUUCAUCAUCACAAUCAAACUGACUGACUGCGACGUCGUCACCGAUACACCAAAUGGCAUCAUCACCGGAUUUCAAAGAGACUCGUACUCCAUAAAAGACAUACCAGAGCCAGAGAGUUUGCCCGUACUAACGGGUAACACUACAUGUCGCAUCUCGGAGUAUCAAUGUACUAAUAAGAAAUGUGUUCCGAUAAACCGAUUCUGCGAUGGGAGUAACGACUGUGGGGAUUCGUCGGAUGAACCCAGGCACUGCACACGUUGCAACAGGACUUACUACGGGGACAUUGGCCGCACGUACGAGUUGGAGCUCCAUCGGCCGCGCGAAGACCUCGUGCCAUACGUGUGUCUCCUUACCAUCACGGCGCCUGGGGGCGUGCAUGGAGACUUGGUUCAGGUGUUAUUCGAUAGUUUCACUCUCGGUCGCUUCACGUCCUUCACAGAAGAUGGAUGUCCAGAUGGCUACAUGCAAAUCCAAGAGGCCAGUAGGCCGCAAGUCGGCGGCUCCUGGUGCGGGACCUCGUGGGGCCCGUCGAUAUACUACAGCGAAACAAAAUCCAUUACGCUCAUUAUACGCUUAUUACACUUAUCGAAAGAACAGAAUAAUUACAAUUUUGAUUUCCGUAUGGCGUAUAAAGUGUUGAGAAGAGAAUAUGCCACAGUACGAUUUGGAGGAACGCCUCCGUCAGAACGUCCUUUUUUCAAGCUCAGGCCUAUGCCUUAUCCCGUAAACAUAUCACGGGGUGAAGAUACGAACGUCGCUAGAACGACAAAAACCGAGUAUUACCUCGGGGAUUUGAUCUCCGGAACUUAUUGCUCGCGAAUCUUCAGCGACUGCGAUCGUAAAAACUGUAGGCUACAGUCGCCUAAUUUCCCAGGCGUUUACCCCAGAAACUUGACCUGUUACUACGCCGUGCGACAACACGAAGUGCCUCAAGGAAAACACGCUUUAAUUGUGGUGAAACAGCCGAAUGGUCAGCUCGUCUCAAUUAGAAGUCAGAAGGCAUUGUACGCCGCGUCUCAACAAGAGCGCGGAAACAAUGGGCGGGAGCUGAAAGUCUGGCAACAAUGCGACGAAGUGCAAGACUAUGUUACCGUAUACGACGGUUAUACGACGAGAGAUCCUGUUAUUUUGAAGUUUUGUGGCGGCGGCGUCGCUGUUCCUGAGGCGAUAUCGAGCGGACCUGAGUUAUUAGUUGAAUUCACGACGUCACCUUUUGGAACAUUCUUGCAGCCGGCGACUUUGCAGUCAUUACACGGAUUUCAGCUUGAAGUUGAGGUUAGAUUCGUCGAUCAACAGUCGCCAACAUAUGCUAAGAACAAAAGAGCUUGUGAGUUCUGGAUCAGAGGAACGGGAAGGGGGAUCUUAGAACACCCACAACAUUCUCUGCCACCGAAUACAACGUGUCUUUACCAUAUGCAGGGAAUUGACACAUCAGGGCCGUCAGGGCGGAACCUUAUAUACAGAAGGCCCUCAUUUUCUGCCCCUAGAUUCAGAGUAUGGUUCUCCGUAUUAAAAUUCUACGUAAUUAAUGCGCUUAAUCCUAAUUUGCCUGAAGAUGAGUACUGCGGCAGCCAUUUGAAUAUUUGGGACGGUCCUAUGAGAAUAUCACCCGGGUGCAGCGAUAUUUUUUGUGACAAAGAGCGCUCAGUCCAAAUGUCCCGCGCGACAUCAGCUCAAUCGGUGAUCGUUGGUCGACCGCCCACAAACGCCACGCUAAUCGCCCGGUUCUGCCGCGAGCGAGCACCUAGGACCUGUGAGCACGCCAUCUUGAGAAGAUCUAGGACUUGCGCGCGCACAGAAAGCUUCCUGUCGAAAGGAGACUCGCUUACACUGGAAUUGAAGUUGACACAGGGAACGGCUCUGAAGCCAAUAUUCUUCAAAGCACUAUACGAGUUCGUUGACCUCCAUCAAGACGGUGAGCCGUGGGGACGCGGGCCGUGUUCGAGAAGAUUCUCUUCUCGGUCCUUCCCUGAGGCACCUCCAGAUCCACCUGUCACGUUCUCUUCGCCUAGAGAUGUAUUCCUAUAUGGUCGCGGUGGCUCCAGAAAUAUAAGUUGCACCUACCGUUUCGAAGCCAACCCAGGCGAGGUAGUUCGACUCAGAGUGUGGGGCGUCCGCAGCGGUGGCCGUCUUUGCCGCUCAGUACAUUCUGCACAUUCACCCUGGUACCGCUGUGCAGGCGACCCGACGGCGGCCGUCAGGGUAUUUGACAGGCUGUGGAGGGAUAGCGGGCCGGGUGUGCCUAGGGAUUGCUUGUGCAGCGACAUCAACGACUACGAAUUCACAUCGACCUCCACCAUCGCCGAGCUAAAAUUCGACGUGGUGAACAUGUCUGCCGUGGACGACUUCAGGUCUUUCGGCUUUGAGGCGUCGGUGGAGUUCAUCAGGCUAGACACGGUGUGCGAGAGCUCGCACAAGGUGCAUGGCGCUAGUGGCGAGCUGAGGCUGGCGGCUAUGCACCCGGCUUCGGAAGCGGAGCACUGUGAACAUCGUCCAUGGCUAAUCGAUCCAUCACCAGGCCGUUAUCUGUACCUGCAGAUUCAGGGCAGCAUCAUAAAAGAGCCGGAGCUAGACAACUUCACACUUCUGAACAACAUCACCGUGGCUCCAGACUUGCGACAUUUGUGCCGGACGCAGAACAGAAUAGCGGUGUAUGCUGGUGGAUUGUCACCUAUCUUCAUUUGCCCACAACCUCCUGAAGAUCAGUGGGAGGACGUGGUUGAGAUAUUCUCCGAAGGCUGGUCGAAGGAAGUGGACGGUCUAGCGCGUCACGUGCUGGGCCCGCCACCGUCGCCAGACCGAUUCGACCUGGACUGGCCGAGGUCGCUGUCGGUGGAGCUUGUUGCGGUCGAACACGGCUCUUACUACGUGUCCUGGCUGGAACUUUCUAGAAGGCACGCCAGUGAACGUGGCGGUGUAUUCGCCAUGUCCGGAGACUGCGAAUACCGCUGCGCUUCCCUCGACGCCUGCAUAGAGCCCGCACUGUGGUGUGACGGGAUCGCGCAGUGCCCCCACGGGGAGGACGAGCGCCUGGCUCAAUGCUCUGCGCUUCUGCGCGUGCCCGCGCAUUACGCUGCCGCUAUGCUGGCGUUUGCGGUCUUAGUGGCCACCGCUGUCUUGGCAGUAGCUCGCAACUGCCGACGGCGCCGAUCUGCGCUCCAGCAGCGCCUGAAGAGCCUCUCCUCAGACACCGCCAUAUUCGACGAGAAAGAAGUGAUUUGCUGACCAAGCGAGGACUCCGUGCGAUACGUGGAAGUAGACCGCGUCACCACUGUGUGACGUGCUUCCCGCGCGGAGUCCUUAUGGAGAUAUGUUGUUUCAAUUUCCAAAUCGCCAGCUCUGAGGAUGGAAGUGUCUUGUUGAGGAAAUUUGUUCGCAUGAAGGUCAGUUGGCCACACGCAAAAGCAGUACAAAGCUAAUGUUUAAUAUUAUGGUUCCGUAAGUAUUUUUACCGGCCCCAUAACUUUUUAAUAAGUACGUAAACAAGCGCAAGGUAUGCGUAGCUGCAAUUUUAGUUACUUUUUUCUACUCCGCGAUUUAUAUAUGGAUUAUUUAAUGAUCAUAGUUGUCCUGCUACUUCUGCUAAUGUCAGUACUUUUUGUACUGAUAGGGACUAAAAUAGUCUGACACGCUCGUAUGCUUAACGUGAUAUCUGUACUGAGUUUCCUCGAAAUUCAUUUUAGUUGCAUACUACUCUACAGCCUGAUUCAGAAUACAGAAACUUUGAGCAACUGAAAAUAAGUCUUCUCUAUAUUUAUAUACUUCAUCGAACAGGUGGUCUAUUUCUACCCUUUAGCGCUGUGUUGCCAGCUGAUCUUUGUUUGUAAAAAAUAUACGGGUAUUUAAAUAGCUAAUGCAAUAAAAGUGUUGGUAUUCUUAUAGGAUUAGAUGAGAAACGAAAGGUUCGACUUGUUGAUAGGAUUAAUGGUUGUGUGAAAAAGUGUUCGCAUUUUAAGCACUUUUCGUAUGCAGCCAAUUUAUUGGAUUAAUAAUAGACGAUCUCAAUUAAUAUUUAAUAGUAUGAAAAUGGAUAGUGUUUUAAAAUUGAAGUGUUGAGUCCUCACAGCUGGUUCAGAGUCGAAGUUUUAUGAAAUGUAAAUAUGGUUGGAAUAUAAAGACGAAAGAUGUUCUUGAAUUUUGGACCAAGUGCAGUCGAUCGGUGUUUGUAACUUGGUAUAAAUUUUAUAAAAUUAUAUGAUUCAAAUUUAUGUUUUCAUUUGAGCAGGAGGAAAAGAAGUCAACGAAAACGUACAAGAAAAACUAUUAAAUAACGUGAAAAUUCGAAAAAAGUAUCUGUUACUCAAAAUGCAUGUUCUUGCAAAAAAAAUUGUAAAAGGGUAAAUUAAAACCAGACAUGGCAAAAUAAAAUGGGAAACGCACAAUGUAUGAUUCUGGGUGAGACGUGAGAGACCGAUCGACUCUGGCACAAUUUGAGUUACAAUUGUGAUUAUUACAACAUUUGUACAUAAAAAGUGGAUUCGUAGAAAAUAUUGUUCUUAUUCGUUACGGUUUAGGCCCAAUUACAUAACACUAUAGCAGAUACACCUUUCUUGAAUAUAAAAUGGAAUUUCCCUUUGGCAUUCUCGCAAUGACGGAUAACUUAUUAACCAGUUGUUUAAAAUUUGAUUUAGGAUGAGCGACUGAGCGUCAAUACUAUGAAACGAUUUUUGGAUAGAUGACGGUGUGAUAAUAAUAAUUCGAAAACGUGUUACAAUUUCGUGUGGUACCUAUUAGGUGUGCUAUCGAAAGUGUGUUUUGGCCCAUUUAGACGGUACGAGAAUUCACAUACGAGUUUUAUUAUAUACCGAUAUUUGAUGGAUGUGCAAAAUUGUAUGUAACCUCAACAGCCCGCAAUGCAACUAAGGCA
Messenger RNA from Leguminivora glycinivorella, 5564 nucleotides. RefSeq lists its product as uncharacterized. The record is from RefSeq and is a predicted model, not a curated record. Gene Ontology annotation, molecular function: protein binding. Lineage: Eukaryota; Metazoa; Arthropoda; Insecta; Lepidoptera; Tortricidae. Gene Ontology annotation, cellular component: plasma membrane. The transcript is spliced from 14 exons. The coding region runs from base 656 to 3922 and encodes 1088 amino acids.